Molecule: messenger RNA, 700 nt
Organism: Populus trichocarpa (black cottonwood)
Lineage: Eukaryota; Viridiplantae; Streptophyta; Magnoliopsida; Malpighiales; Salicaceae
Product: S-protein homolog 74
Exons: 1
Coding region: 27-515 (162 amino acids)
Source: RefSeq, a predicted model, not a curated record
UCGAAACCCUUAUAAAACGCGGAGACAUGGAAAUAGCCCGGCCAUCUUAUUUCUCUGGAAGAAAAAUAAAGAGUAGCCCUUCCGAUAUGAAAGCCGCCACCGUAUUGGCAGUUGCCGUGAUUCUCUUCAUUUCAACCGGCUCGGGCCAAGUCGUGCCCAUCGCUCCUCGCUAUCAUUUGCACAUUCUCAACGGAUUGAGCCCCGACAAAAUCUUGCUCGUUCACUGCCAGUCUAAAAAUAAUGAUCUUGGCGUCCAUAAUAUUCCGGUGAACUCGGAAUUUGAUUGGAGUUUUAGAACGAAUGCUUGGGGCACUACGCUUUUCUGGUGUUACUUAGCCCCGGAUGACCACUCUCAUGCAGACUUCAACGCGUUCCAGGAUAAAGAAAAAAUCACUGACAGUUGCGACGGUAAUGGCAAUUGUUGCUGGAUUGCUAAAGAUGAUGGAGUUUAUCUGAGGGAUUUUCCGAAGAACAGUACUGAUGAUCUCAAAUAUCAUUGGGUAGCGGGAACCUGAUCAUGGAUUAUUCUCCUGUUACUCUCUUUUUUUUAUUGCUUCUGAUAAAUAAUAAAUAACAAAGAUGUUUUUAAAGCAUUCUAAGUUAUUUUUAGAUGAUGAUAAUCAUCAUGAUUUAUUCGGAUUUAUUCAAGAUGAAGUUUUUUUAUCAAGCAUAAUCGAUCACAAGGAUUCUAUUUCUCCCA